UUCCACAUACUUGGGCUUGGCAGUCAGAAGAGCACAACUGCAUUGUUCUGCAUUUCACUUCAGCCAGAACUUGUCAGGACACUUUCCCAAGAUGCCAAGAUCAUGAUAAAGCUCUAUCGACCAGGUGAAAAGUACAGUUGUCAAAUCCUUGGAAGUACAGCUCAUUUUGGCCUUUGCAUCACACUAUGCUUCACAGCUUGGUAAGCUCAUGUGCAUAUGGUGAAGGCAUCAAGUUUAAGUGUUUAGUAGAUUUAUAUCCAAAAUUUUGGGGCAUUUGAGGCAACUGGUGCAUACUGACUUGUGGCAGGUUAGGUCAUGCUCCUUGUCAAGUUCAUUGCACAACAAUAUGCAUCUGUGUACACUGGCAAAUAGCCUAUCCAUACUUCACAGUGCAAGCACUCUGCAGCCAGUUAUAGGAGUGGUCUCACACCACACAAAUUAUAGAUAAUUGUUUUAGGGCACAGCUCAUAUUCCAAUGUACAAAUGAGAGUGAAUGCACUACACACAUCAUCACAUUACAUCUGGAGACAGUGGUGUGAUGGCUUAAGCUCAAAUACUAAUUCAACUAUAAGUCAUAGCAAAUGCAAUACAUGUUUGAAUUAUGCUCACAUUCAUUGUAGUGUUGCUCUCUAUUUGCUAAGUAGAAAACAUUGUGAUCACAAUGUAAUCACAUAAUGGAUUAAGAGAAGGGGAGCGCGCCGUCGCCGCGCGGUGACCGGAGGUCAGCAGCAUGUCGCAGGGCGAGAGGGAGCCGCUGCUGCGGGGCGGCCGGACAGUGCCGCCGCAGCCGCCGCCCAGCGAUACGGUCACCUCCGAAUACUGGAGCCUGGAGGGCUCCCAGGAGGGCGACGAGGUGCAGGCGGGCUCGCGGCCGCUGGACCACGCGGCGGCGGUGCGCGCCGCCGACGGCACGCUCACAGUGGCGUGUCGCAUCUGCGAGGCCACGCUCGACCUCAGCGGCCGCACCGAGCAGCACGUGGUCAAGUGCCACGAGUGCCACGAGGCGACGCCGGUGAGGACGGCGCCGCCAGGCAAGAAGUACGUGCGCUGCCCGUGCAACUGUCUGCUCAUCUGUCGCGCGUCGAGUCUGCGCAUCGCCUGCCCGCGCCCCAACUGCAAGAGAGUGAUCAACCUGCCGACGCCGACCAGCCAGAGCAGCCAGCCCAUGGUGCCGGGCAUGUGCCGUGUCGUCUGCGCCUACUGCCGCGACUCAUUCCUGUUUAACGCGCUGAGCGGCAAGCUGUCGCGCUGCCCGCGCUGCCGCAAGGUGUCGUCGGUGGGCUCGUACGGCCGCCGCCGCGGCGCCGCCUUCCUGGUGGCCGGCCUGCUGCUGGCCGGCAUCGGCGUCGGCGUGACGUUCGGCACCCUGAGCUACGCCCGUCGCAAGCCCGGCGUCUACGUCGUCUACAUCGGCGCCUUCUUGGCCGCUCUGGUGCUGAUUCUGCGCGCCGUGUACUACUUCACGCUGCGCACCAGCGAGAUCGACCACUCGGCGUGAGCGCCACCUCGUCGCCGGACCAGCUACUACAGCUUCGACAGACAGCCGUUGAUUGAUGGUAGCACGGCGUGGCGCCACCGUGCGCUGCCGUGGAUCUGUUUAAUUCCGCCGAAUGCCUUCUAUAGGAGUGGCAUUGGCCGUAUGGUGGCUGUGGAUAUAUGGAAAAGCUUGGGAGUGGUACUCUUAUGCGAUUUGCUCGUUCGGUCAUUAUAGCACAUACGAUAAAUUACCCGCUGCUU
Pollicipes pollicipes is the source of this 1737-nucleotide messenger RNA. RefSeq names its product type II phosphatidylinositol 4,5-bisphosphate 4-phosphatase. Lineage: Eukaryota; Metazoa; Arthropoda; Thecostraca; Pollicipedomorpha; Pollicipedidae. Gene Ontology annotation, cellular component: late endosome membrane; plasma membrane; lysosomal membrane. Gene Ontology annotation, molecular function: phosphatidylinositol-4,5-bisphosphate 4-phosphatase activity. Gene Ontology annotation, biological process: phosphatidylinositol dephosphorylation. Bases 731 to 1498 code for a protein of 255 amino acids. The transcript is spliced from 6 exons. The record is from RefSeq and is a predicted model, not a curated record.